Solanum tuberosum (potato) is the source of this 1250-nucleotide messenger RNA. RefSeq lists its product as uncharacterized. Bases 1 to 1113 code for a protein of 370 amino acids. The record is from RefSeq and is a predicted model, not a curated record. The transcript is spliced from 3 exons. Lineage: Eukaryota; Viridiplantae; Streptophyta; Magnoliopsida; Solanales; Solanaceae.
AUGAUUGUAGCAAUAGUAGAGGCCACUCCUCCUGGAAUAGCUGACCAUCCAAGCCAUUCUCAUUGCUCUGAUGAUGAGAUCAAACAAUGCAAAAAUCUUCCACAUGUUUGUCCCAAAUUCUGUCCUAAUGGAUGUAUAACUGAGUGUCGUUCCUGUAAACCUAUUUGCAUUGAUGGCCCAUCGCCUCCUCCCUAUUACCCUCCUCCAUCAACAUCUCCCAAAAAAGUUAAGUGUAAGAGCAAAGACAAAAAAUAUCUCAAAUGUUACGAUCAACAACAUAUAUGCCCUAGUAGUUGCCCCGGUACUUGUCAAGUUGAUUGUGUCUCUUGCAAACCUGUUUGCAGCUGUGACAAGCCAGGAGCAGUUUGCCAAGAUCCACGUUUUAUUGGUGCUGAUGGAAUUACUUUCUAUUUUCAUGGCAACAAGGAUAAAGAUUUUUGCUUGGUCUCAGACUCUAACCUUCACAUCAAUGGCCACUUUAUUGGAAAACGAAAUGAAAACAUGAAGAGAGACUUCACUUGGGUUCAAGCCAUUGGUAUCUUAUAUGGUACUCACAAGAUCUCUAUUGGAGCACAAAAGACAUCAACAUGGGAUGAUGCCAUCGAUCGUCUUUACCUAAACUUUGAUGACGAAUCUAUUCUUCUCCCAAACAAAGAAGGCGAAAGAUGGAUGUCUGAAUCUGAACCAACAACAUACAUCACUCGAACAAGCAACACGAACGAAAUUGUAAUCGAAGUUGAAAAUAUUUUCAAGAUUACAGCAAAGGUGGUGCCAAUUACAGAGAAGGAAUCGCGAGUUCAUAACUAUGGCAUAACACAAGACGAUUGUUUUGCUCAUCUUGAACUUGGAUUCAAAUUUUUCACGCUCAGUGAUGAAGUGAGUGGUGUUUUGGGACAAACUUAUAGAAGGAAUUAUGUGAGCAGAGUGAAAAUGGGUGCUUCAAUGCCUGUAAUGGGAGGUGAUAAAGAGUUUUCAGCUUCAGGACUAUUUAAUGCUGAUUGCUCUGUUUCUAAGUUUCAAGCAGUAAAUGAGGGUUCGUUGAAUAAUUUGGAGAUGCCUAGCUUGAGAUGCAAUAGUGGAAUUUAUGGACGUGGAGUUGUCUGCAAGCGCUAGAAUGUUUUGAUUAAACACUAAUUGUUGCUCGCGAAUAAAUUAAAAAAAAUAAGGUUUAGAAACCAAAAGAAUGUACCUUGUUUUAAAUUUCUCCUCAAAUAAUAUUAAGUUGUGUAAUUUAUUUAUUUAAAAAGUAU